AUGCCGACUGAUCACGGCAGCAGCAGCGACGGCGGCCACCAGGCGCAAUGCCGGCGGAGGGGCGCCAGCGUCGACGUCGAGCUCCGCGCCGCCAUGGCGCUGGCCGACAUGGCGGGGGCCGGGGCCGGGGCGGCCGCCGACCACGCGCUCCCGGCGCAGCGCCUGCGCCACGCCGCCGCCCCAGCGGCCCAGGCGGCGAUGGAGCAGGAGGACGAGGAGCUGGCGAGCACGAGGCUGAGCCUUGAGCUGGGCAACGUCGGCAUCCAGUCCUCCCCUUGCUCCAGCAGCUCCAGCGGCGCCGGGCAGCAACCGCCGCAGUCGUCGGCGGCCGUGACGGGAUACGGCCUCAGCAGACCGCGGCACAUGCUCACCGAGGCGGAGAAGGAGGCGAAGCGGCUGCGGCGCGUGCUCGCGAACCGGGAGUCCGCCCGGCAAACCAUCCUCCGCCGCCAGGCGAUCCGGGACGAACUGGCGAGGAAAGUCGCGGAUUUAGCGUCGCAGAACGAGAACAUGAAGAAGGAGAAGGACAAGGUGCUGGAACAGUACCUCACGCUCAAGGAGACGAACAAGCAGCUGAAACAACAGGUGGCCAAGACGACCAAGAAGAAGCCGUCGUCUACACCAGCGAUCACGCCCAUGGACAUCGCGCCGCCGGCACAGAGCGCGGAGGCCACCCCGCCACAGACGCCGCCGCAGCCAAGCUUCCUGUACAGCGCGCCGCCGACGUCCAUGCCUGUGCCCUACGUCUGGGGCUCCUGGCCCCCGUGCGGGCCGGGGGUGUACGAGCAUGGCGGCAACCCGGCUGGCAUGGCGGGACACGCUCCGCCCCCGCUCUGCGUCCCGCCGGCCUGCGCGUGGUACUACCCCGUCGUCGCCGCUGCCCGCGGCUCGCCCCCGGCCUACGUGCAGCCGUUCCAGGAGCCGACAGGCAGUGGCGGGACGGCCGGGGAGGACACCGACGACGACCCUUGCUCGCUGACCCUCGCCAUCGAUGCUGCCGACAAGAAGAGCCCCGCCGCCUGUCCCAACGCUUACCAAAGUGGCAGCGGCGUGGUGGGGGCAGUGGGGCUGCAGGUCGCGCUUAGCGGCAGAGAGAAGGCGGCGACGGCGGCGGAGGCGAGGAAGAGGCGGAAGGAGCUCACCAAGCUGAAGCAGAUGCACGCCGGAAGCCGCUAUGGCGCUGGCGAGCACUGGUGA
Messenger RNA from Triticum turgidum subsp. durum (durum wheat), 1197 nucleotides. Lineage: Eukaryota; Viridiplantae; Streptophyta; Magnoliopsida; Poales; Poaceae. The record is from the annotation of a GenBank genome assembly.